AUGAAGGCGAGCGAUGGGGGAGAGAAGAAGACCAUGUGCUCGCUCGACUUGGAUAACAAGGACGGGAGCGGGCCGACGCUGUGGAGUCCGGUGACGGACAGCGUCGAUAGGACGAUUAGUCAGCCCGAGGAACGGGCGCUCACGAGCGUGGACGAGCCUGAAGCCGACUGCUCGGACGAGAGUUCGCCCACGUUCUGGACGGACAUCUGUCACAAGUUUGCCCCCGAGGAACAGACGGAGUACGUCAACUUACAGCUCAAUCCGGAGCGCUGGACGGGUUACAACGGAUCCCACGUGUGGCGCGCGGUGUACGAAGAAAAUUGCCUAAAGUCGGCGUCAAGCGUGGAUGAAAUGUGUUACGAAGAACGAGUGCUGUAUCGUCUUCUAUCGGGCAUGCACUCGAGCAUUAACAUUCACAUCGCGCUUCACUCGAAACCACCGAAAAGAGCUCUCGGAGAGACCGAGUGGGGGAGCGAUCCGAAGAAGUUUGUGGACAUCUUUGCCAAGCAUCCAGAGCGAUUGAAAAAUUUACACUUUUCAUUCGUGGUACUCCUGAGAGCGCUCAGAAAGGCGGCUCCUGCGCUGGCUAAGAUGGACGUGCGCAUGGGUCAAGACGCGCACGAAGACGCGCGAACGGAAGCGCUCAUGAGUCGACUGCUGGAGAGUCACAUUCUUUCGUCAUGUCGAGACGUCUUUGGCGCGUUCGACGAAAAGUCCAUGUUUCGCGACGUGCAGACGACGCUGAGCUCGACAGUGGGAGUUGUUGGCGGUGAAAACAAUCAACUCGUCACCCCGAUAUCGCUGAAGAGCCAAUUCAAAGAUAUUUUCUUGAACAUCAGCGAAGUCAUGGAUUGCAUCUCGUGUCAAAAGUGUAAGCUGCACGGGAAGCUACAACUAUUGGGUUUGGGCACGGCUCUGAAGGUUUUACUCAUGCCCGAGGAUAUUUUGGACUCACAGCUUAACAGACAAGAGGUCGUUGCGCUCAUCAACACCAUAGCUAAGUUUAGCCACGCGAUUCGGAAGGUGCCCGAACUCAUGAACGCCGCUCGGCAAGAAGUUUUGAAUAGCAACACUGCGGAUUCGAACGCGGGAUUCGUUCUAAGCGAAGAACGCACGCGUGUUCGAAGUCCCAUGGAAGCGGCCAUUGCAGCUGCAGCGGUGCAUGUGAAGUCGGGUGUACUGCCGAUGAAAUCUGAAGAAGCGAUUGUGAGCGCGAUCCUCGAUGAAAAUCCGAAGUUGAGCGUUCUCGCGAAGUAUUACGCAGAGAGCAUGCCGCGCAAAUUCAUCGAGCACGCCCUUCGAGCGCUCGCUCUGCCUCCGCUUAGAAACGGUAUCAGCGAUGAGGAACCCGUCGAUUUGGUCGUCGUCGGUGGUGGUCUCGCUGGCUUGACUGCGUCGUUGACCGUUUUGGAUCGAGGAGGUCGAGUCACGCUCGUCGAGAAGGAGUCAUUCGUUGGAGGCAAUUCGCAGUGGGCGUCAUCUGGAAUCAAUGGUGUGAUCAAAACUUCGACUGAAGAAAAUCCAGACAGUGUCGAGGUGUAUUCCGACGACUGCGAAAAAUCUUCAUACGGGAAUGGAAACGGUCGCGACAUGCUCGACCCUGAAACCGUGGUGCACAUUCCGACGUUGACAAGCAAGGCGGGACAAACGAUUGAAUGGUUGCGUCAACGCGUCGGCGCCGAUCUCAGUCUCCUUUCUAGACUCGGUGGUCACAGUUACGCCCGCACGUACCGACCAUCGGAGGGCAUGGCUGGAUCAUCUCUGGUGUUUGCUUUGAAAGGAAAGUGCGAGGACUACCUUCAAUCAGGACACUUCAAGAUUGUCAAGAAGGCGAGAGUGACGAAUGUUCUCACGAAUGACCAAGGAGACGUCACCGGAGUGCGCUGGGCGCCAUCUGAUUCUACGCAGGGCGGUGGUGAGGUCAAGGGUCGUCACGUUCUACUGGCCACUGGCGGAUACUCAAACGACAAGUUUGGUGACGACGCCUUGCUGAGCAGGUACGCGCCUCAACUCACAAAGUUUGCGACGACAAACACCAGAGGAACAACGGGAGAUGGACACAAGUUAGCAUUCGGCCUAGGAGCGGGCGCUGUAGACAUGCAGCGCGUGCAAGUACAUCCAACCGGUUUCAUCAAUCCGCAAGAUGAGCACGCGGAUACCAAAACGUUGGCAGCCGAGUUGCUUAGAGGAGCCGGAGGAAUUCUUCUCACUCGUUCGGGAGUUCGAUUUGCAAACGAACUCGGCACGCGAGAUUACGUCAGCGCUCGCAUGCAGGAAGAAGAUCCGGAGAAGCUUGAUUUCGUGCUGCUUCUAAAUGAAAAUGGCGCAAACGAAGCCAAUAAGCACGUUCCCCUGUACGUGAAGAAGAAUUUGAUGACCAAGUUUGAGACUCUAGGUGGUUUGGCGACGUGGAUGUCCGAGCGAGGAGACGCUACCGAGGAGCAGUUACGGACGAGCUUGGAGAGAUACAACGCCGAUGCGGAAGCGGGACGAGAUGCUUUCAACAAAACAUUCUUCGCCAACGCGCCAUUCGAUAUUUCCGGCCCGUUUUACGCUGGAAGAGUCACGCCAGUCGUGCAUUACACGAUGGGCGGCGUCAAAGUCGAUUCAAGCGGACGUGUUCUCAGAACAGAUGGAUCAACCAUCCCGGGUCUAUUCGCGGCGGGAGAGAUCAUAGGCGGUGUGCACGGAAAAAAUCGCCUCGGUGGAAACGCGCUCACGGAGUGCGCAGUUUUCGGCCGCCUAGUCGGGACGAGCGUCGAAGUGGACUCUCUGAAAGCGUCCACGGGAGGUGCGACGCUGCCGUUAUCAACUUCCGAAGCGUAUGUGAAGAAGGAUAUCAAGAUCACGAAAGAAGAGCUCGCGAAACACGCGGCCAAAGAUGAUUGCUGGGUAGCCCUGUACGGGAAAGUGUACGAUUUCACCGAUUUCCUCGAGGAUCAUCCCGCGGGUGUCGACGCGAUUCUACGAUACGGUGGUUCCGAUGGAACGAAAAUUUUUGAGGCUGUGCACUCACGAAACAUGCUGGACGAAUUCGAGCCGAUCGGCACGUUGAUAUAG
Molecule: messenger RNA, 3060 nt
Organism: Ostreococcus tauri
Lineage: Eukaryota; Viridiplantae; Chlorophyta; Mamiellophyceae; Mamiellales; Bathycoccaceae
Product: Cytochrome b5-like heme/steroid binding domain
Exons: 1
Coding region: 1-3060 (1019 amino acids)
Biological process (GO): protein folding in endoplasmic reticulum
Cellular component (GO): endoplasmic reticulum
Molecular function (GO): heme binding; thiol oxidase activity; FMN binding
Source: RefSeq, a predicted model, not a curated record